AAAAAAAAAAAAAUGUAAAAACGAUUACUUGCACAAAUUGAUUGUUUCAUUUCUCCGCAGUCCGCAUCCUCUAGCUUCCUCACCUGUCUCUCUUCUAGGGAUAAAAAAGUCGAUCACCAUUUUUUAGUUCUCCUGAACAACGAAAAAAAGAAGUGCGAACUGUGCUAAGCAACCAUGAAUAUCUUCAGAUUAGCCGGUGAUAUGACUCAUUUGAUGAGUAUUUUAGUUCUUCUUCUCAAAAUCUAUGCUACCAAAUCUUGCUCCGGGAUUUCGCUCAAGACUCAAGAACUCUAUGCACUGGUGUUUUUGACGCGGUACUUGGAUCUGUUCACGGAAUUUAUCUCUGUUUACAACACUGUGAUGAAGGUGGUAUUCAUUGCGAGUUCUCUAGCAAUUGUUUGGUGCAUGAGGAUGCACCGAGUUGUGCGGCGUUCGUAUGACAAAGAACUUGACACUUUUCGGCACUACUUUCUUGUUGCUGCGUGUUUUGUGUUGGCUCUUAUUUUAAAUGAGAAGUUUACAUUUCAAGAGGUAUUCUGGGCAUUUUCUAUAUACUUGGAGGCAGUUGCUAUUCUUCCCCAGCUGGUAUUACUACAGCGAAGUGGAAAUGUUGACAAUUUAACAGGGCAAUACGUGUUCUUUCUUGGAGCAUAUCGCGCACUCUACAUUCUCAACUGGAUUUAUCGCUAUCUGACAGAGCCACGAUUUACUCGAUGGAUUGCUUGUUUCUCUGGUAUCAUCCAGACAGCUCUCUAUGCCGAUUUCUUUUAUUACUAUUUCCUUAGCUGGAAGAACAAUGCGAAACUUCAGCUGCCAGCCUGACCAAGCAGGGAUGUGUAAAGUGUUGGGCUGAAGUAUUGUUGUAAGUGUUUGCUCAAAGUGGUAGAUGAAGAACUCGCUGCUUGCUAAUACCUGUGAAGAGGGGACGUGAUUAAGAGCUAUUUUUUAUUAGAGAUAAUUACUCAUGUUUGUAGAGGUUUUUUGUUUCUAAAAUUUCUUCAGAGCCUUCUCACUUCUUCUAGCAUGAUGUAAAGAUGUUGUUGGGAAGGCAAAUUCCAGAUCUGCCUGACAAGAUGUUUUGUAAUAAUAUCCUUUGCAAAAUCACUCAUUUUUCUUUGGUUGGACCUUA
This is a messenger RNA of Mangifera indica (mango), 1129 nucleotides long. Its product is annotated as ER lumen protein-retaining receptor A. Gene Ontology annotation, biological process: endoplasmic reticulum to Golgi vesicle-mediated transport; protein retention in ER lumen. Gene Ontology annotation, cellular component: cis-Golgi network; endoplasmic reticulum; membrane. Gene Ontology annotation, molecular function: ER lumen protein retrieval receptor activity. NCBI's taxonomy places the organism in Eukaryota, Viridiplantae, Streptophyta, Magnoliopsida, Sapindales, Anacardiaceae. Bases 175 to 822 code for a protein of 215 amino acids. The transcript has 6 exons. The record is from RefSeq and is a predicted model, not a curated record.